This is a messenger RNA of Plasmodium vivax (malaria parasite P. vivax), 202 nucleotides long. RefSeq names its product variable surface protein Vir27, truncated, putative. NCBI's taxonomy places the organism in Eukaryota, Apicomplexa, Aconoidasida, Haemosporida, Plasmodiidae. The transcript is spliced from 2 exons. The record is from RefSeq and is a predicted model, not a curated record. The annotation marks the transcript as partial.
AUUCACAGUAUUAUAUUUUACAUGUAGUUUCAUUCUUUACGAUGUUAUAAACGUUACACCACUUGGAGGAUUUAUCAGAAAUUUUCUAGGAAGGAAUAAAAAUAUGUAUAAUCCUAUAGAAGAUAUAGAUGGAUUCAACCCAUACAGUGAUGGAAUGGUUCCUGGGGAUAGAAGAAUGAAUAUAUCCUAUCACAGGUUAUGA